AUGGAAUCUCUUUACAUUCAUAUUGCAAAUAAACUGGAGAGUGCACGGCGAGGCUCAAAAGGUUUCGGUUCGAUCCGUGAAGAGCUUAGGAGCUGGGACGUGUGGCGGGCGACCGCUGCAGAAUUCGUCGCUACAUUUUUGUUCGUCUUCGCUGGUUGCGCAUCUACAACUAUACCAAAUUCCGAUGUUGUAAAAACUAUCUGCUUUCUCUAUCUGACUGUCUGUCGCUCCCUCUCUCUGUCUGUAUGUCUCCCUCCCUCUCUCUCCCCCCUCUCUCUCUCUGGAAUAUGUAAGUAUUGGUCCUUCCUUGCACACAUUUUUUCUUUCUUUCUUUCUUUCUUUCUUUCUUUCUUUCUUUCCUUCCUUCCUUCUUUAACAGUCAUAUAUUUCUUUUUUGUAGAAGUAGUAAUCAUGCUUUCAUGUCUUUUACUUCUCUCUCUCUCCCCGUCUCUAUCUGUGUCAAUCUUUCUAUCUAUAAUUGAUUUAUAUCUAUCUAUCUAUCUAUCUAUCUAUCUAUCUAUCUAUCUAUGA
This is a messenger RNA of Acanthosepion pharaonis, 531 nucleotides long. NCBI's taxonomy places the organism in Eukaryota, Metazoa, Mollusca, Cephalopoda, Sepiida, Sepiidae. The record is from the annotation of a GenBank genome assembly.